Molecule: messenger RNA, 4582 nt
Organism: Ceratitis capitata (Mediterranean fruit fly)
Lineage: Eukaryota; Metazoa; Arthropoda; Insecta; Diptera; Tephritidae
Exons: 11
Coding region: 1-4497 (1498 amino acids)
Cellular component (GO): plasma membrane
Molecular function (GO): GTPase activity; calcium channel regulator activity; GTP binding
Source: RefSeq, a predicted model, not a curated record
AUGGACGCUAAGUUAGAUGCACGUCAAGGACAAUUUCCGGCUUCAUUUCCGGAUACAUUUAAGGACUUUUUCGCUGUUAUGAGCGAAGAUGAAGAUCAUCUUGAUUUGUUUUCAAAUUUGCUGGAAGAUAAGGUGAUACCACAUCACAACAACGUCGGCCACACCACGGCAAGUAGUAGUAGUGGUAACAGGUUCAUGCAACGCCGCCACGGCGGUAGUCUCCGUUGUCCUACACAUCCACACAGUGCCACCGGCGAAAGUGCCAGCCACACUGUCGGCCGUUCGAGUUCAUUUCGCGUGCACCGACCACGCAAUCCGGCAGCUACAUAUGUCAGCAGUGGUAGAAGUAGUGGUAGUUGUGGUGGUGGUGGUGGUGGUGGCAUAAGUAGUAGUAGCAGUAUUAUAACGAUCAAUAGCAUAGGACCCAGUGCUGCGCACAGCAUCGGCAGUGGACGUAGUACGGGUAGUGGUAGUAGUGGUGCCGGCGGCGGCAGUGGCGAUUGCAAUAGCGGUAAUAACAAUGGCAACUUGUUUUGCAAGCACAUCAAAUAUUGUUGUCUCCACCAACAACAGCCGCAACUGCCUACAAUACCAGCUGCCGCGACGCCGCAUCUGCAUCAGCAUCCGCAACAACAGUCACAACCGCAGCAACAACAACCAACUAUGCCGACACAGUCAAAAUCACCGCAUAAGCAUCGUAUGCAACAACAACAGCAAAUAAAAUCGGCAACAACUGUGCCCACAGCAGCAGCAACUGGUCAUUACCUACAACACACACACCACUAUCAGCCGUCAGGUGGCUCAUCAUACACAGCGGAUUAUACCAAUGAGAUUAGUGGCAGUGUGCGUUUGGGACCCGAUGGCGAGGACAACAGUGGCGGUGAUGGCAGCAAGGAUCGGCAUUUAUAUUCUACACAACAACAUCAUCAUCAACAACAACAUCAGCAACAACAACAACACCAGCAGCAACAACAACAACGUGCAGCUGCGUUACAAAAACGACAUUCGGUGAUAUUGGAGCGAGCGUUCGAUUUUGAUGCCAGCUGCGAGGAAAGUGAUACGAUAAGCACUCCCUCCUCGACGCCAACACCCGCUGACUUGCCUUUACUGCCGCCCGUGCAACCGCCGAGUAACCCUACGCCUGUAUUGAAGCCAAUUCUAAAGAAGCCUUCAACAACUUCCACACAAUAUCAGCAAAUGCACACGCAACAACAACAACAACAGCAAAUGCAACUAAAUACAUUAAAAUCCACUGGGACAACAACAGCAAGUGCCACGCCAUCGACUGUCUGUUGCAAGGAACAAAUGUUGCCGCAUCGCACACUGCCACAACCACCAAAAGGGCGCGGCUUUGGCGCUUACCACACCAAAGAGGCCGUGCUGCAGCGUGUGCAACAACAGAGCGGCCUACUUACCGGCAGUCGCACAAAUCUCAAUACGUUAAGUGGCAUGUUAGGAUCAGCGAUAAAUCUCGCCGGCAUCGGAGGUGGUCUCUGUGCGAACGCCAACACGAGUUUCGGCAAUAACUCGACGUCAGCGGCGGGCGCGGCGACGGCGGCAGCAUCUUGUGCUACGGCGUCCCUGGAAAUGACAUGCGCAGGUGGCGUGGGCGAGUGUAUUAGCAAUAAUGGCGGCACUGAACUGCGCUACAGCAGCAGUAAUUACAACUUUGAUGCAGCAGCAGCCAAACCGGCCGCUACGGCAAUUGCUCAAAGUGGUAUUGUUGGCGCGGGCGAGCUGUGCGGUGCUGAACUUAAAAUGACAUUGGCGGGCACACCCACUUGUGGCGCGAACGUUGUUAUUGCCGCGGCACCCACCACCAACAACACCGUCACCGCUAGCGCUAGCGCUAACGCUGGCAAAAACAUGUUUUACAUGGAUCUACACACCGCGCCACACCCAAAGACAUCAACAUCGGUAAAUAAAUUCAGCGAUAUAUUAAAUGCGGCCAGCGCUAGUUUUGUCAAUGCCGCUGCAGCGCCGGCUAUUGGUGCGAGCACUAACGGUGGCAACAGUAAUCAUAACGGUGUUUUAACUACAGCUGCUGCUGCUGCUGCUGCAUCAUUGGGUUCGACGGGUCGCAGCAAUGUCAGUACUAAACGAGUUCAAAAAUCGCCAUUGCUCACGCGGCGACGCUCUUCAUCGAUCGUUACAAAUCUCUUAGCAUCGGAUUAUAAUCGCGUUGAAAGCACAACACUUGCCGAUAUAACAAAUUUAAGAAAUCAUCAUCAUGUCACAGCAGCAAUGGAGGGCAGUACAAUGAAUUUAACGCAUAGCGGCACACGUGACCGCAUCACGUUGGCAAAAUCACCUGUAAGCGGCAAACCGACACGCCUACCCUCACUGCACUCCAUCGGCAUCGAAAGCACCGGAAGUGGCAGUGGCAGCGGCAGUAGUGCUGGUGUGCUCACCUUUCAACAGGCCAUGUCCGGUGCUGUCUCGCCACAGUAUUCUUCAACCACACCGCUACUCUUCGGCGCAAGCGGCAGCGGCGGUAUUGGCGGCAGUAUUGCCACAAAUAUGGAUUUACUAUGUGGCUCAUCGUCGGCGCUCGCCUCUGUGUUGGAGGACACAGCAGCAAGUGUUGGGGAAAUGAUCAAUACGGAUACGCUACAAACGGGUGACUCGCCUACUAUGCAACUUCAACAACAACAACAACAACAAUAUCAUCAUCAUCAUCAGCAGCAGCAGCAGCAGCAGCAACAACUACAACAUAACAACAACGGCAAUGGUUUGAAUGAUAGUCAGUAUGAUUUAGAUGUCAUCGAAAGCGGCAUUGGUGGUGUAGGCGCAGUGGCAAAUGUGAGCCCAAGUGGUGUUCAACGUACUGCCUCCAAUAUACUGCAUAGUAGCUCAGCGACCAUUGCACAGCUGCAGGGUAGUCGUCAGCGACAACGGAUGCGCACCUCCAGUAUGCCAGCGGAGAGUAGAAAGCCACGUCUCGCCGAUACGCGACGUGCGGCAAUACAUUGUGCCGACCUCGAUUUGGAAUAUUAUCGCUUGCGGAGUUUCAGCAUCACGUCGCAUGGUGUAUGCAAUUUGGGUGAUUCCCUGCGAAGCCGCCGAUCACGUUCAAUCAAUUCAGUCACAUCGACGGGCACUUCGAAUAGCGGCAAGGACCAUCGGAACAACAGCAAUGCAUCACAUAUAUCCGGCGAAAAUAUUUUUGAGUCUACAGAGAAACAGGAUGCCAGCAAAGUGCCGAUACCCGCCUAUAAAAUUGCAAUGCUUGGCGCUUCUGGUGUUGGUAAAACGACAUUAACCUAUCAAUUUACAACAUCCGAUUAUAUUUGUGCCUACGACCUGAGUUUGGAUGACGAUUACGGUCAAAAGACAGUAUCUGUGCUUGUUGACGGCAUUGAAACGGACUUGGAAAUUAUCGAUCAUCCUGCUUGCGAAAUGUCGACGGAAGCCUUUUGUUCGACUUACAACAUCGAUUUAUUUGUUGUUGUAUACUCAGUUGUGGAUAGAAAUUCCUUUAAAGCAGCUGAAAAGGUUUUGCAAUAUUUGAAAGAGCAUGAAAUGUUGCUGACACGUGGUGCUAUUUUAGUUGGCAAUAAAACGGAUUUAGAGCGACAUCGUGAGGUUAACCGGCAAGCUGGUCGGAAACUUGCAAAAGAGAUUUGUUGCAAAUUUAUCGAAACCUCGUCGGGACUUGAUCACAACGUUAACGAGCUGCUCGUCGGUAUAGUAGCACAGUCCAAAUUGAAUCCACAGCGUAUACGUAAUCUGAGCGAACGUGAUCGCCAACGCCUUAGUCUACAAAGUGCGAUACAAAAACAUCGUCAUAUGCAUAUAGCACCACGUCGCAUGGUGCGACAAGUAUCCAUGUAUCAUGCUGAAGACGAUGACGAUGAUGCACUGGAUAACGACAACAACGGAACGGCCAAUAGAGCUGGUGGUGCCGAAAUUGCUGAUGAAAAUCAACCCAUUGCUGAUGAAGGCAUUGGCAACGGCAGUGAUCGUACCGUGAGUACAAGCCUCUCCUCCACCGGUGGCAUACCUACUAAAAUGCCAACCACAAAACAUUAUGUACAACGCACAAACAAACGUACACUAAAUUUGGAAAGCAUUCUUAAGAUGGGUGAGAGUGAAUUGGAAGAUGAGGAGGAAGCGACACAACGACUUGCCGCACCUUUUAAACAACAGCAACAACAACAGCAAGCAAGACCUUUAAGUAAAUUUGAUUUACUUAUGUCGGGUGGCAAAGGCAGUUUGAAUUCGUCACCGAAAAGUCGUCGCUUUUAUAGCGGUGGUGCUGUGAGUAGUGCCAUCGGUGCCUUUACUGGGGCCAGACGUUGUGUUAGUGAUGGUUCGACCAACGAUAACAACUGUACUGAGAGCAACGAUCAAUUGCUGGACGAGAGUAAUCGCAAAACAGUAUCGAAGUUAACGAAUCGUACAAAAGUGUUUCUCUCAUCGGUGUUGAAGUUCAAGAAGGCAGUGAAUAUGCGACGUAGAAACUCUUCAAGCUGUAGUGAUCUCUUCGUUAUAUAAGAGUAAAGAAAUUAAGGUCGGGAGAUAUCGAAAUUGUGUCUAAAUGGGCGAGACUUGAAAAAAUAAAACCGGUUCGCUUAUGAAA